AAUAUUUUGGAAAUCGGGUUCUUAUUUUCGCUGACAGGUUAGUAGAUGACCGCACUGUCGUAUGUCCAGAGGCUGGCGACUUAAAUUUCCCCCCUAAGAAGUUUCGAGAUUGUCUGAUAAAAGUAUGUCCUAUGAAUCGGUACUCAGCCCAGAAACAAUUCUGGAAAGCCGCCAAACAAUCAGCUAGUACGAAUACAGAUACUAAUUUGCUCAAGCGAUUACAUCAUGCCGCUGAAAUUGAGAAGAAACAAAACGAAACCGAAAACAAGAAACUCUUGGGCUCAAUCAUACAGUACGGCAGCGUGGUGCAAUUGUUGCAUCUCAAAUCCAACAAAUAUUUAACAGUUAAUAAACGUUUGCCUUCGUUGCUAGAAAAAAAUGCAAUGCGAGUUUACUUGGAUGCCAAUGGCAAUGAGGGUUCCUGGUUUUAUAUUAUGCCUUUUUAUAAGUUACGUUCCAUUGGUGAUAAUGUUGUGAUGGGCGAUAAAGUUAUCUUGAAUCCUGUCAAUGCGGAUCAGCAAAAUUUACAUGUGGCGUCCAAUUAUGAAUUGCCUGAUAAUCCCGGGUGCAAAGAAGUCAACGUUUUAAAUUCUUCCACCUCAUGGAAAAUCACUUUAUUUAUGGAACAUCGUGAAAAUCAAGAGCAUAUACUGAAGGGCGGAGAUGUAGUGCGUUUGUUUCAUGCUGAACAAGAAAAAUUUUUGACAAUGGAUGAAUAUAAAAAGCAGCAACAUGUAUUUUUGCGUACCACAGGACGUACAAGUGCCACAGCUGCAACGUCCAGUAAGGCUCUUUGGGAAAUUGAAGUGGUCCAGCAUGAUUCAUGCCGUGGUGGUGCUGGUCACUGGAAUUCUCUGUAUCGCUUUAAACAUCUAGCUACAGGCUAUUACUUAGCCGCUGAGCUGGACUCGGCGGACAAUAGUCAAGCGGCUCACCAGUCACAACAUCAACAAAUCCAUCCGCAGAUGUUAGUACACCACCAAGAACAGCAACAGCAGCAACAUAACGUUAAUUUAAGUACGGACAACACCAAAGAUUCGGGAAUCAGCUGUAAUUCAAUUAUGUUGGAAAAAGUUAAGCUGGAAACUUAUAGGUUGGUCUCUGUACCGUUUUCUACGGAUAUUGCCUCUGUAUUCGAACUGGAUCCCACAACUAUGGCUCGCGCUGAUAGUUUGGUACCACAAUCGAGUUAUGUUAGAUUGCGUCACCUAUGCUCGAAUACUUGGGUUCAUGCCACUUCUAUACCAAUCGAUAUUGACGAUGAUAAGCCAGUCAUGUCCAAAGUGUGUUCUUCACCAAUAAAAGAGGAUAAAGAAGCCUUUGCAUUGAUACCGGUUUCGCCGGUAGAAGUACGAGAUUUAGACUUCGCUAAUGAUGCGUGCAAAGUGCUGGCCACUGUCACUACAAGGUUAGAUAAUGGUAUGAUAUCAAUUAACGAACGGCGUUCGUUGAUUGCUUUGCUGCAAGAUAUUGUUUAUUUUAUUGCGGGAAUGGAAAAUGAACAAAAUAAAACCAAGGCCCUAGAAUUGUCUAUAAAAAGCCCUAUAAGGGAUCGCCAAAAAUUACUGAGAGAGCAAUAUAUUCUAAAACAAUUGUUUAAAAUUCUACAGGGUCCUUUUCAGGAGCACCCAAGUGGAGACGCGCCUUUCCUGCGUUUGGAUGAAUUAAGUGAUCCAAAAAAUAGUCCAUACAAAAACAUUUUUCGUUUAUGUUAUCGUAUUUUGAGGCUAUCGCAGCAGGAUUAUCGCAAAAACCAAGAAUAUAUAGCCAAGCAUUUCGGUCUAAUGCAAAAACAAAUCGGGUAUGACAUUUUAGCUGAAGACACUAUUACAGCUUUAUUGCACAAUAAUCGCAAGCUGCUGGAAAAACACAUAACUGCUGCUGAAAUUGAGACCUUCGUGGGUUUAGUACGAAAAAAUAUGCACAAUUGGGAUUCGAGAUUUUUGGACUAUCUCUCCGAUUUAUGUGUUUCAAAUCGUAAAGCCAUAGCAGUAACGCAAGAGUUAAUUUGUAAGAGCGUUUUGAGCUCAAAGAAUUCGGAUAUUUUAAUUGAAACUGAAAUCAAGCCGAAUAAAGGAACUAAGAACUCCAUUACAAAAAUUAAUAAGCAAGACAGCUUGUCUUUAUCAACGUUAACCGAGAUGGGUGACGAUGAUGAUGAAAAAUUUGAAACUCUGUCCAAUGCGACCACGUCCACCUGGGACUUGGAUAACUUAACCGAGUAUGACGAAAAGAAACAACCUAAAUAUGAAAUACAUUUAAAAUGGAAAGACUUGGCCUGUUCCCGUUCUAUGGUUGACUUAGCUGGGUGUGUGGCUCGGGGAGAAAAACUCGAAGCAACCAUAUUGAAUUAUUAUCGCCAUCAAUUAAAUCUCUUCUCAAAUAUGUGUCUGAAUCGUCAAUAUUUAGCUUUGAAUAAUCUCUCUCCCCAUCUAGACAUAGAUCUAAUACUCAAGUGCAUGUCCGAUGAAACAAUGCCGUAUGAGCUGCGUGCGUCAUUUUGUCGUCUCAUGUUGCAUUUGCAUGUGGACCGCGAUCCGCAGGAACCGGUAACCCCAGUAAAAUAUGCGCGCCUUUGGAGUGAAAUACCCUCAAAAAUGUCUAUUUUGGAUUACGAUGGCAAAAAUCAACAACCUGAUCACAAUAAGGAGGCCGUAAGAGCGAAAUUCAAUACUACUAUCGCUUUUGUUGAAAAUUAUUUGUGUAACGUGGCUGCUAAAGUGUGGUUAUUCACCGAUCAAGAACAAAAUAAAUUAACAUUUGAAGUAGUUAAAUUGGCGCGUGAUUUGAUUUAUUUCGGCUUUUAUAGCUUUAGCGAUUUGUUGCGUUUAACCAAAACCUUACUUUGCAUUUUAGACUGCGUGUCAGAAACGAAUGGUGAAAAUCUAUCAGUUGGAAGGUUUCUAACAGCCGAUGGCGAAUCUGCCACACAGGAAAAUGUUGCGGAUGGGGGCGUUUUACGUAGCAUUGGGGAUAUGAACACCGUAAUGACUUCUUUGGCCUUGGGCCCAGUGGGCCACAUUAUGGCCACUACACCAACGACAACCUUACAACAACGUAAAUCGGUUUCGCAGCUACUGAAGGAGUAUCCUUUAGUGAUGGAUACAAAACUAAAAAUAAUCGAGAUUUUGCAGUUUAUACUCGACGUACGUUUGGAUUAUAGAAUUAGUUGCCUGCUGUCCAUAUUCAAACGGGAAUUUGAUGAAAGUGAUGGUAACGUUGCCGAAAGUGUUACUACAGAACAGCAAACUUCUUCACUUAAUCCAUCAACAGCGUCUUCUGCUUUUACGCAACGGCAAAAGAAUAUCGAUUUAGAAUCCAUAGGCCUUCAAGCUGAGGGUAUAUUUGAUAGUGUUAGAGGGGAUGCAGCUAACCUAGAUUUAGAUGGUCAAGGUGGUCGUACCUUUUUGAGAGUUUUGCUACAUUUAAUAAUGCAUGACUAUCCUCCUUUGGUGUCGGGAGCAUUGCACUUAUUGUUUCGUCAUUUCAGUCAGCGCCAAGAGGUGUUGCAAGCUUUUCGUCAAGUUCAACUUCUAGUAUCCGACAGCGACGUGGAAUCAUAUAAACAAAUUAAACACGAUUUAGAUAUUUUACGCCAAAGUGUUGAAAAAUCUGAGUUGUGGGUUUAUAAAUCGAAGACUUCCGAAGAAAUCAGUACAAGUGCUGCAGAUUUGAAUAUCGACAUGCAAAAUUUAAGCAACGAAUACAGGGCUUCCUUGUCUACCGAGCAAUUAAAUGAAUAUAAAAAGGUCAAAGAGAUUUUAAUGCGUAUGAAUAAAUUUUGUGUUACCCAAGGCCCUUAUGUUAAACCCCGCAAACAUGAACAACGUCUUUUGCGUAAUGUAGGAGUUCAUACCGUGGUCCUCGAUCUUCUACAAAAUCCUUAUGAUGAAAAAGACGAUGAACUUAUGAAAGAAUUAAUGUUUUUGGCACACGAAUUUCUCCAGAACUUCUGUUUGGGCAAUCAGCAAAAUCAAGUGCUGUUACAUAAUCAUUUGGAUUUAUUCCUUAAUCCGGGAAUAUUGGAAGCGAAAACUGUUUGUGCUAUUUUCAAAGACAAUCUUGCCAUUUGCAAUGAAGUUACCGACAAGGUUGUACAACAUUUUGUCCAUUGUAUUGAAAUUCACGGACGCCAUGUCGUGUAUUUGCAAUUCUUGCAAACAAUUGUUAAGGCGGAAAAUCAAUUCAUACGUAAAUGCCAGGAUAUGGUUAUGCAAGAGCUUAUCAAUGCAGGGGAAGAAGUUUUGGUGUUUUACAAUGAUAAGGCUUCAUUCAAUCAAUUUGUAAACAUGAUGCAAAAACAUAUGUCUCCAUUAACUGAAGACAGUCCUCUGCGUUACCAUGUAGAAUUGGUAAAGUUAUUGGCUUGUUGUACAAUGGGUAAAAACCUCUAUACGGAAAUUAAAUGCAAUAAUUUGUUAUCUCUGGAUGAUAUUGUUACAAUAAUUUGUAAUUCCGCCUGUAUACCGGAAGUAAAGGAGGCUUAUGUAGACUUUCUUAAUCACUGUUAUAUUGAUACUGAAGUGGAAAUGAAAGAAAUCUAUUCAUCGGGUCAUAUGUGGAAUUUAUUUGAAAAAAGUUUUUUAGUAGACAUUAAUCAGUUAAUAGCGGUGGGCCCCACUGGUGAUAAAAGUCUAAUGAAUUAUGUCUUGAAUGGUGUUCUGAAUAUCUUGAGCACUUUCUUUAGCAGCCCGUUUUCGGAUCAGAGCACCAUCGUGCAAUCACGUCAGAUGAUCUUUGUGCAACUCUUGCAGGCUUCAUAUCGUUUAUCGCAGUGCAAAUGGUUGACAUUGGCCGAUCGCUUUAAUGUCGAAAAUUGUCUACGUACGUUGGCUGAAUCGGCGAAAACCCGCAGCAUUGCUAUACCACUUGACCUCGAGCAACAGGUAGUCAAUAUGUCCAGUAAGACGGCCAUGUUGACUCGCCAAACAACGAAAUGGCUACUGGCCUCGAAGCAGCCAAAAUACGAAGCACAGCUGUCGACAAAUUUAAUGCGAUUAGAUCGGUCGAUUAUAGAAGGUCUGCAAGAAAUUGUAUCAUUAUUGGAAGAUCAACUGAAGCCGGUGGUGGAAGCUGAGCUUUCUCUGUUAGUGGAUAUAUUAUAUCGCUCGGAGUUGUUGUUCCCUCAAGGCACUGAAGCACGCAAACGUUGCGAAUCGGGGGGAUUUAUACGGAAACUUAUCAAGCACACUGAAAAAUUGUUAGAAGAAAAAGAAGAGAAACUGUGCGUGAAAGUCUUGCGCACUCUUCGUGAAAUGAUGGCAAUUGAUGUAAAUUAUGGCGAUAAGGGUGACGCUUUACGUCAGACAUUGUUAAAGCUUUAUUUUGAUCUCAAACUUAGCGGCAGUUCUCGUACACCUACUGAGGGAAAAGGUGAUAUUUUAAAUGGUUCAAAUAUUGUGAGCCAUCAACAAAAACAUGUUCACCUAGUUACUCACGGUCCUGGUGCCAAAUAUCUUCAAAGAGCUGAAAAGACCUUACAUGAAGUACAAAAUCAUUUAGAUCGCGAAGGCGCUUCCGAUUUAGUUAUAGAGCUGGUCAUUAAAUCAGUACAUUCUCCUUCCAUUUUUGUAGAAGCUGUAGAACUUGGUAUUGCUUUGUUGGAAGGUGGUAACCCGAUUAUACAAAAAGGCAUGUAUCAGAAGUUUUUGAGCGGUGAUUUGAAUCAGGCUUUCUUCAAAGUUUUCUUCGAUAAAAUGAAGGAUGCGCAGCAAGAGAUUAAGUCAACAGUUACCGUUAACACUUCAGAUACAGCGCCUAAGGCCCAUGAAAGCAAACAAGACGUCAAUUUGGAAUUGGAUAAAAUCUCGCGUAAACAUGGUGUGAAGAGCAAUGGUAUAGUAAUUACUGAAGAACUGAAAAAAGAACUGCACAAUGCUGGUCUAGCGACUGCUCGAGCUUUCAGUAACGCCCGCAAUCUGCAUGCAGUGGGUGAUGAACACAGUGCACUUAACGUUAACAGUCCUUUGGAUGAGAUAAUAGCAGAGAAAUUAGAAAAGCAUAAGGAUAGCAAAGAAGAUCGCAACAAACUUUCUAACAAGGUAUUGGUAAUGCAACCGAUAUUAAGGUUUCUACAAUUGCUUUGUGAAAAUCACAAUCCCGACCUUCAAAAUCUUUUGCGCCAUCAAAACCAUAAGACCAAUUACAAUCUGGUUUCAGAAACACUUAUGUUCUUGGAUUGCAUUUGCGGCUCUACCACGGGUGGUUUAGGAUUAUUAGGACUUUACAUCAACGAAAAUAAUGUAGCUUUGAUUAAUCAAACCCUAGAAACUCUUACUGAAUAUUGUCAGGGUCCUUGUCAUGAAAAUCAGAAUUGCAUAGCAACGCACGAAUCGAAUGGCUUAGAUAUUAUAACUGCACUAAUAUUAAAUAACAUCAAUCCGUUGGGUGAAAAUCGUAUGGACUUGGUACUGGAAUUAAAAAAUAACGCGUCAAAAUUGCUAUUGGCUAUUAUGGAAUCACGUGGUGACAGUGAAAAUGCUGAACGCAUUUUAUAUAAUAUGAAUCCAAAGCAGCUAGUAGAAGUGGCUUGUAAAGCAUACCAUCAAGAAGAAAUGAUCGAUGACGCGGAUGAUCAAGAUGAAAUUGUCGACGGCGAUCACGAUGAUGAUGAUGUAUCAGUUAGCCCUCGUGAAGUCGGCCAUAACAUUUACAUAUUGUGCCAUCAACUUGCGCAGCACAAUAAAGAACUGGCAGCUUUGUUAAAAGCUUCUGAAGAUCCACAUGCAGUCAGUUUUGACGCCAAAAUGAGUCAGGCUUUAAUGUAUUAUGCUACUCAUACAGCACAGAUAGAGAUCGUACGUAACGAUCGCACCCUGGAGCAAAUUGUAUUUCCUAUCCCUGAGAUAUGCGAAUAUUUGACUACAGACACAAAGAUGAAAAUCUUUCAAACAGCUGAGAGGGACGAUCAGGGUUCGAAAGUAGCCGACUUUUUUGACAAGGCCGAAGAAAUGUUCAACGAGAUGAAGUGGCAGAAAAAACUUAGAGGACAGCCCUUCUUAUUUUGGGUUAGCAGUUACAUGUCCUUAUGGAGCAAUAUUCUCUUCAAUUGCGUAGUUGUUAUUAAUAUGAUAGUAGCUUUUUUCUACCCAUUUGAUAACACCGUACCAGAACUUAGUUCUCAUAUAUCUUUAUUAUUUUGGACUAUAUUGUCGUUUUCGUUAGUGAUUGUAGCAACGUUACCACGUGAAUCAGGCAUACGUACAUUAAUUGGUUCAAUUAUAUUGCGUUCAAUAUUUUUAAUGGGUCCGGAGUCCACGUUAUGCUUGCUGGGUAUAGUAACAGUUACAUUGAAAAGUGUUCACAUCAUUAGUAUAAUGGGCAAUCAAGGAACUUUGGAGAAACAUUUCUUUAAAAUCAUAACCGAUUUUCAGUUAUUAUACCACUGCAUUUACAUAAUAUUCUGCUUUUGCGGUUUAGUAGUUCAUCCUUUCUUUUAUUCACUAUUGCUUUUCGAUGUGGUUUAUCGGGAGGAAACGCUAAUUAAUGUUAUUCGUUCGGUGACUCGCAAUGGUCGUUCAAUCGUUUUGACAGCUGUCUUGGCCUUGAUUUUAGUUUAUCUUUUCUCCAUUAUCGGUUAUAUGUUCUUUAAAGAUGAUUUUUUGGUAUCAGUUGAUGUAGAGGAUGCAGGUAAUGAUAUUGACAUGACAUUAUCAGUGAGUGCAGAAGAAAGCUGUUCGCCAUCCGAUGAGAUACAGAAAUCACAGCUAAUUGCUUCAGGUAGUAGCGACAACAAAGAACGUUCCUGCGAUUCAUUGGUGAUGUGCAUCGUUACUACUUUAAAUCAAGGCUUGCGAAAUGGCGGCGGUAUCGGAGAUAUUCUGAGAGCGCCAUCUAGUAAGGAAAGUUUAUUUGCUGCUCGUGUUAUUUACGACUUGCUCUUUUUCUUCAUUGUAAUUAUUAUUGUGCUGAAUUUAAUUUUCGGUGUAAUCAUUGAUACAUUUGCUGAUCUUAGAAGUGAAAAACAACAGAAAGAAACUAUUUUAAAAAAUCAUUGUUUCAUAUGCGGUCUAAAUCGCUCCGCCUUCGAUAAUAAAACGGUCAGUUUUGAAGAGCAUACUAAAAGUGAACACAACAUGUGGCAUUACCUUUACUUUAUAGUACUGGUAAAGGUUAAAGACCCGACAGAAUUCACGGGACCCGAAAGUUAUGUGUAUGCUAUGGUUAAAGCCAGCAUCUUGGAUUGGUUUCCCCGUCUAAGAGCCAUGUCUUUAGCAGCCGUAGAUGCUGAUGGUGAACAGAUAGAAUUGCGUAGCUUGCAAGCACAAUUAAUGGAAACACAAAUGUUAAUAACGAAUCUCUCACAACAAUUGCACGAACUAAAAGACCAUAUGACCGAACAACGUAAGCAAAAACAACGUUUGGGUUUAUUAAAUACAACAGCUAGUUUUAUGGCCGGCUAUCAGUUUCAGUAACAAUGUUAGCAAGAAGAGUAUGACGCGGAGGGGUUGAGCCAGCGCUAAAUUUCGAACAAACAAAGUUGUUGUUUUAAUAGACAAUAUUUUGUUGGAAGCUUACAAUGAACGUUUAAGAAAAAAAGUAAACCAAUGUCUCGAAUUAGAAAAACGUAAAUAUCAUCAUUAUAAUUGUCAACAACAUAGAAAAAAACCCAAAUCUACUAUAAAUUUAA
This is a messenger RNA of Glossina fuscipes, 8629 nucleotides long. RefSeq names its product inositol 1,4,5-trisphosphate receptor (gene Itpr). Gene Ontology annotation, molecular function: inositol 1,4,5 trisphosphate binding; inositol 1,4,5-trisphosphate-gated calcium channel activity. The coding region runs from base 132 to 8414 and encodes 2760 amino acids. Lineage: Eukaryota; Metazoa; Arthropoda; Insecta; Diptera; Glossinidae. Gene Ontology annotation, biological process: calcium ion transmembrane transport. The record is from RefSeq and is a predicted model, not a curated record. Gene Ontology annotation, cellular component: endoplasmic reticulum; membrane. The transcript has 21 exons.